GAGUCGGUGUGUUGUGGACUCGUGGUGCUGGCUGCCGCUGUUGAGGCGGCCUGGAACGGGCUGUGGGGACCGGGCGGAGCUGGCUCUGCCUCUGCCUGGUCAGCGCCGCAGGCGGCGCGGGCCGUGCCCGCUGCCGUCAACUGCCCCAAGCGCCUGCUGAGGCCGAGGGAGACGUCGGGGCCUGCACCUGGAGAGAGCCUGCCGCGCUGGCCCGGAGGAGGGGGCGUUGCCAUGGCGACAGCCUCUCCGGCAGCUGACGGGGGACGGGGGCGGCCCUGGGAAGGAGGGCUGGUCUCCUGGCCCCCUGCCCCUCCCCUUACGCUCCCUUGGACCUGGAUGGGCCCGAACUGGGGGCAACACCCUGGGCAUUGGGGCUUUCCAGCUCUCACAGAGCCUUCAGUGUCUCCAGCUGCCAGUCUUGGCAUCUUCGAAGUAAGGAGAGUUUUAGAUGCCUCUGGAUGCUCAAUGCUAGCACCUUUACAGACUGGAGCAGCUCGAUUUUCUUCAUAUUUACUUUCAAGAGCAAGAAAAGUGCUGGGCUCCCACUUAUUUUCUCCCUGUGGCGUUCCGGAGUUCUGUUCCAUAUCUACCAGAAAGCUGGCGGCCCACGGCUUUGGCGCGUCAAUGGCGGCAAUGGUGCCCUUUCCUCCCCAGAGGUAUCACUACUUUUUAGUGCUGGACUUUGAGGCCACCUGCGACAAGCCACAGAUUCAUCCUCAGGAAAUCAUUGAGUUCCCCAUCCUGAAGUUAAAUGGCCGUACAAUGGAAAUCGAGUCUACCUUUCACAUGUAUGUCCAGCCUGUAGUCCACCCACAGCUUACCCCCUUCUGUACAGAGCUCACCGGGAUCAUUCAAGCCAUGGUGGAUGGCCAGCCAAGGCUGCAGCAAGUGCUGGAGAGGGUCGAUGAGUGGAUGGCGAAGGAAGGCCUCUUAGAUCCAAACGUCAAGUCAAUUUUUGUCACCUGCGGAGACUGGGACUUGAAAGUCAUGCUCCCAGGCCAGUGCCAUUAUUUAGGCCUGCCAGUGGCGGAUUACUUCAAGCAGUGGAUUAAUCUGAAAAAGGCUUACAGCUUCGCCAUGGGCUGCUGGCCCAAGAAUGGACUACUAGACAUGAACAAGGGUCUCAGCCUGCAACACAUAGGCCGGCCCCACAGCGGCAUUGAUGACUGCAAGAAUAUUGCCAACAUCAUGAAGACAUUGGCUUACAGAGGUUUCAUCUUCAAGCAGACAUCAAAGCCCUUCUGAUUGGCAGAGGACAGGAUGGGGCAGGACAGGGUAGCUGCUUGGCCCAAACCAGAAUCCUCCUCUCCCUCACCAGAGGGAAAAGGGAGAGUGGCACAGCUCUGCGCCCAGAGUGUCCCCCAGCUGCCCUAUGGGCUUGUGCCCUGGGUAAGGGCUUGGCCACUUGGCCCCUCUGGAGCAGACACUUUGUGCCCCACCCCCUCCCACUCCUCAGUCUCCGCCCAGUAUUAGCCCCUGCCAUUAUGGGCCUGGGCUAGGGGGAACCCAGGUACUCACUGCCUUCUCCCUGGUACACAGGCUUCUGCUGGGGCCACCGAGUCCCUCCUGUCCCCCCUCCCAUCCAUAGUGCAUGGUGUGUGGUGCCCCCAGGGCUCCAGGACAGAUCAGGUCCCACCUUGUGUCCACCCCCAUCCCUGCUGUGAACGUGCCACUGAAUAAAGUUGGGGAAACAAGG
Molecule: messenger RNA, 1696 nt
Organism: Myodes glareolus (Bank vole)
Lineage: Eukaryota; Metazoa; Chordata; Mammalia; Rodentia; Cricetidae
Gene: Eri3
Product: ERI1 exoribonuclease family member 3
Molecular function (GO): 3'-5'-RNA exonuclease activity; nucleic acid binding
Source: RefSeq, a predicted model, not a curated record